AGUACGUGCGUUUUGUUCGCAUUUCAUAUAUAGUAAAGUGAGAAAUUCCCAACAAAACGAUCCGCAGUGGCCAGAUUUUUGUAUUUAAAAAUUGGUACAACUGAAAGAAGAUCUGUCAAAAUAAUAAUAAAAAAAAAACACACAAAUAAGAAGAAAGUUUUGUGAAAAUCAAAAGUCAAAAUUAACUUAACAAGAAAAACUAACUAAAACUAAUAAAAUGGAUAAUUUUCAAGAAGAAAUGCUUUUGCGUGAAUUGAUCGAGUCCAGUGCCAGCGGGAAUGAGUCUGAAGAAGAAAUGCUUUUGCGUGAAUUGAUCGAGUUCAGUGCCAGCGGGAAUGAGUUCAUACUAGGAAUGUUUUUUGAAGAGCAUACUAGUCUCGAAGACUCAACAGAAGACAAAAAACAUGCCACUGUAGAUUCCUUUAUAAUGACCAUUGAGUCUUUCAGUGAAGAAGAUUUCAAAUCCCACUUCAGAUUGCGGCGUUCAACAAUAGAGCGUCUGAUAAGUAAGCUUUGCUAUUCUUUAUUCCAUUGA
This is a messenger RNA of Eupeodes corollae, 535 nucleotides long. RefSeq lists its product as uncharacterized. NCBI's taxonomy places the organism in Eukaryota, Metazoa, Arthropoda, Insecta, Diptera, Syrphidae. The record is from RefSeq and is a predicted model, not a curated record. The coding region runs from base 218 to 535 and encodes 105 amino acids. The transcript is spliced from 3 exons.